Messenger RNA from Athalia rosae (coleseed sawfly), 1278 nucleotides. RefSeq names its product major royal jelly protein 3-like. The transcript has a single exon. The record is from RefSeq and is a predicted model, not a curated record. The coding region runs from base 1 to 1278 and encodes 425 amino acids. NCBI's taxonomy places the organism in Eukaryota, Metazoa, Arthropoda, Insecta, Hymenoptera, Athaliidae. Gene Ontology annotation, cellular component: extracellular region.
AUGGUUUUUCAAUUAGUGUCAUCGAAGACUUUUGGAUUCGCAGUGCUCCUCCAUUGUUCGGCUGUAAUAUUCGCAUCCGCGGCCCCGUCUUUCGAUACGGUAUUCGAAUGGAAGUACAUAGACUACGAUUGGCCUUCGCCGAAAGCUCGACGAGACGCCGUCAAGAGCGGUCAAUACAUACCAGAGAACAACGUGAUCUCCGGCAUCAAAAUAUGGAAGGACAAAGCGUACCUCACGACGCCUAGGAUGCGCACGGGGGUGCCGGUCAGCCUCUCCGUGAUUUCGGCGGCACCCGAAAAUCCCCGCAACGCUCCGGAGUUGGUUCCUUAUCCGAACUGGGAGAUGCAAACUCUGGGCGAUUGCGAUGCCUUCCAAUUCGUCCAGGCUGUGGAGAUCGAUCCGCGUGGCAGAAUGUGGGUCCUCGAUAACGGGAGGACGAACACAAUGGGGUUGACUCCAGUGGCGAAAUGUCCACCUCGCCUCGUCAUUUUGGACUUGAAAAAUAACGGCGCUGUACUUCGAACUCACGUUUUUCCGAAAAACGUUGUCGCUUACCUCACCGUGCUUCUCGACGACCUAGUUCUCGACCAUCGAAACGGCGGCAUGGCUUUUAUCGCGGACGCCGACAGCGUGGAUCCCGGAAUCGUUGUUUAUUCCCUGAGAGAUAACGAGUCCUGGAAAAUCCGAAACGCGAGGACCAUGAGGGCGCAGGUCGGAGCGAUACCCUUCGCCGUCAACGGGACGCCCUUAGCGGUCCCCUUCAACGUUGACGGCAUCGCUCUUUCGCCGCCGGGACGUAACAGGCAACUUUAUUACUGUCCGUUGUCGAGCUAUCACCUCUAUCGCGUACCGGUGGAGGUUCUGAGGAACCGUUCGUUCACGUCCAUCGACAAUUACGUCGUGGAUCUGGGCGUCAAGAAAUCGCAGGCCGACGGUAUGAUGAUGUCGAACACCGGCGUUAUCUAUACGGGACUUUUGCAGGACGACGCCGUAGCUCGAUGGAACACCAGGGACGGCUCGGAGUUUUCCGAAGCCCUCGAAAUUUACGGUCAAGAUCACACGACCAUGCAGUGGCAGGACGGAUUCGCUUUAGACGACUACGGCCGGCUGUGGUGCGUCACCAACGCCCUCCAGAGAUUCGUCACUUUCACCCUCGAUAUCACCGAGAUCAACUUCAGGCUCGUACGUCGCGAUACUGGAACGAAAAGUUAUCAAUAUUUGAGAAACGGUCGAGCCCCGAGACUCCCGGAAAUCGCUCGAUCUCGGAACGCCAAGUAA